Molecule: messenger RNA, 5574 nt
Organism: Armigeres subalbatus
Lineage: Eukaryota; Metazoa; Arthropoda; Insecta; Diptera; Culicidae
Gene: Synj
Product: synaptojanin-1
Exons: 7
Coding region: 611-4300 (1229 amino acids)
Biological process (GO): synaptic vesicle endocytosis; phosphatidylinositol dephosphorylation
Molecular function (GO): nucleic acid binding; phosphatidylinositol-4,5-bisphosphate 5-phosphatase activity
Source: RefSeq, a predicted model, not a curated record
UCGAUUGAUUUUUCAAUCAAAACGUCAAACAACAAAAUCAGAUUGCAACGGAUUGGACUCGGGAGUAAAAUAUUUACAAAUUCGUGUAUUAAUCUGUUAUUUUCUAGAUAAAAAUGUGGCCCAUAUAUUCUACAAUAAGCAGUGCUUCGAGUGAAGUGAAAUAAAAGUGACGGACAAUGCGUUUACAUCCGUAACACGCCUUCGGUCUGCGGAAAAUUACAUUGAAGAAAAAAUCAGAGGAAAGCUGAGUGUGCAAAGUGCUCUUACGUCACUGCAGCAGAUUUUCGUCAUUCCUCCGAGGAUUUCACUCUUGUUUUUAUUCGCUGCACAUUGUUUGCUCGCUGCAUCUAACUAGAGGGAAAAGCUGAUAUUUCAGUUUUGUAUGCGGAUAGAACAACAGUGUAUUAUAUUUACCCAACCCGAUCCGAACGCAAUUUCGUGGAAUCAUCAUUCUUCCACCGUCACGAAAGUGAUAUCUGGAGGUCAGUCGCGGGGGCGUUUAGUCGAUUCUUUGCUGACGAUAAUAAUCCAGCAGGCAGAGGACGCAAACGAAAACGAAAGAUUCUACUUCAUUGAACUGAACACGUACAACGCAUAAGCCGGCUGCACUAUGGCGAUGUCGAAAGGAUUUCGUGUGCUGGAGAAAUCCAAACCUCCUUCACCACAUAGCGUACUGCUGGAACAUAGGAACAAAUCGGAAACGUUACUGUUCGAAUCGCAGGCGGUAGCGGUGCUCUCUGCCCAGGAAACGGAAAUCGUUCGCAAACAGUACACCAAAGUGUUGGACGCAUACGGAUGCCUAGGCGUAUUGCAGCUGAAUGCUGGCGAUAGCUCUCUACUCUAUCUGGUGAUGGUCACCGGAUGCUUCUCAGUCGGGAAAAUUUUAGACAAUGAAAUAUUCCGCAUCACUCAAACGCAGUUCGUCUCGCUGCAGUACCAGCCGACGAACGAGGACCGAAUCUCCGAAAUCCGUAAGGUGCUAAACUCUGGCACGUUUUACUUUUCGUUCGCAAAUCCAGCGCCCAGCAAUAGUGUGCAGUUGGCAAGUGGUGGCUUUAACUUCGACAUCACACUUUCGGCGCAAAGACGAAGAAGGACCACCAAGACAGAUAAUCGGUUCUUCUGGAAUCGCAUGUUGUUCAUUCAUAUGUUGCGGUUUGGAGUGGAGUGCAAUUUUUGGCUGCUCAAAGCGAUGUGUGGAUCGGUGGAAAUUAGAACAGUUUAUGCCGGAAGUAAACAAGCCAGAGCGGCCAUUAUAUCCAGAUUAAGCUGUGAACGUGCUGGAACACGUUUUAACGUAAGGGGAACAAACGACGAAGGCUGUGUGGCCAACUUCGUGGAAACCGAGCAGUGUAUUUACCUCGACAACGAGGUAUCGUCGUACAUUCAGUCUAGGGGAAGUGUUCCUUUAUUUUGGGAGCAGCCAGGCGUGCAGGUGGGUUCCCACAAAGUUAAAUUAUCGCGAGGCUUUGAAGCUUCGCGAUGUGCAUUUGAUCGGCAUAUGACAACGAUGAAAUCACGGUACGGCAAACAAGCAAUAAUCAAUCUUCUCGGGACAAGCCUGAUAGGUAGCAAGGAAGGAGAAGCCAUGUUAAGCAACGAAUUUCAGCGGCACCAUAGGGAAUCCGAUCACACGGAUGUGCCCCAUAUUGUUUUUGACUACCAUCAAGAAUGCAGGGGAGGUAACACGAGCGCCUUGUCGAAGCUGAAGGCCAAGAUUGAUGCAAUGUGCUCGGAUUAUGGUUUGUUCCAUGCCAUUGGCGAUAGUGUGUUUCGAGAACAGAAAGGAACAAUUCGAACUAAUUGCUUAGAUUGUCUGGAUCGUACAAAUUGCGUCCAGACUUAUAUUGGGUUAGAGAUUUUGAACGAGCAAAUCACACAGAUGUCUGCGUUAUCGGAUAAGAAGCAGCAGAUUGCAUCGCGGUUUGAGGAAAUUUUCCGACAGAUGUGGAUCAACAAUGGCAACGAAGUAAGCAAAAUUUAUGCCGGAACCGGUGCCAUACAAGGUGGUUCGAAGUUGAUGGACGGAGCGCGAUCCGCUGCCAGAACGAUUCAAAACAACUUGUUAGACAGUUCGAAGCAGGAAGCUAUCGAUGUUUUGCUCGUCGGCUCAACGCUUAGCUCAGAAUUGGCCGAUCGGGCAAGGAUAUUGCUUCCAUCGAAUAUGCUGCAUGCGCCGACGCCUGUGCUCCGAGAGAUGUGUCGCCGUUACGAGGAAUUUGUCAACCCGCUGGAUUUGCGAAUUGCAUGUGGCACGUACAACGUCAACGGCGGGAAACACUUCCGCAGUGUAGCAUAUAAAGAUGUGUCCCUUGCUGAUUGGCUGCUCGAUUGCCAUCGACUGGCUCGGUCCAAAUCAUUGGUUGAUGUUAGUCAUCCUGAGGAGAGUAAGGAACCACCAAUCGACGUAUUCGCAAUUGGAUUUCAAGAAAUUGUCGAUCUGAAUGCAUCGAAUAUUGUUGCGGCAAGCUCGGAUAACGCAAAAGCGUGGGCAGAAGAGUUGCAGAAAGUCAUUAGUCGCGAUGAAGAGUAUGUCCUGUUGACCUAUCAGCAGCUUGUUGGCGUUUGCUUGUACAUCUACAUUCGGCCCAAGCAUGCUCAGCAUAUUCGCGAUGUGGCGAUUGAUUGCGUUAAGACGGGUCUGGGAGGUGCAACGGGAAACAAGGGAGCGGCUGCAAUUCGGUUCGUAAUCCACGGAACGUCAAUUUGUUUCGUUUGCGCUCAUUUUGCCGCUGGCCAAUCGCAAGUCGCCGAACGUAAUGCGGACUAUGCUGAAAUCACCAGAAAAAUCGCAUUCCCGAUGGGACGGUCGUUGAAGUCACACGAUUACAUUUUCUGGUGCGGAGAUUUUAACUAUCGGAUUGAUAUGGAAAAAGAUGAGCUGAAGGAUACGCUGAAGCAGGGUGAUAUUGGUGCAGUGUUGCAGUACGAUCAAUUACGAAUCCAGCAGAACACGGGAAGCGUAUUCAAUGAUUUCUUGGAAGGUGAAAUUUCGUUCCCUCCAACGUAUAAAUAUGAUCUGUUCAGUGAUGAUUAUGAUACUAGUGAAAAAUGUCGAGCGCCGGCUUGGACGGAUCGAGUGUUGUGGCGUCGUCGUAAGCAGAGUCCAGAUGCGGAUAAGCAUCCGAACUGGAAUCCCGGCAUUUUAGUGCACUACGGUCGAGCAGAACUGAAGCAAAGUGAUCACAGGCCUGUUAUUGCCAUUAUUGAUAUCGACAUUUGCAAGAUUGAUCAGCAACGAAGAUCACAAGUUUUCAACGAUGUCAUCAGAGAUUUGGGACCGCCAGAUGGAACUAUUUUGAUCCAAGCUACAAACGUAUCCGGUAAUACAGAUUCUGGUGAUGAAGAUGAGGGCAGUAUUUACGAUGAGAAUUUAAUGAGCGCAUUGAUCCAGGAAUUGACGCAGAUCGGUGAAGUAACUCUGGUCCGAUUCGUAGGUGACACCAUGUGGGUUACGUUCCGCGAUGGUCAAUCGGCUUUGACAGCUGCUCAGAAGCAGUUUGUGCAAGUGUGUGGAGUAAAUCUCGCCAUCAAACUGAAAACCGAAAACUGGAUCCAACGAGUAGAAAAGGAGAUUCUUCUUUGCACACCAAACACAGUUACUUUCUGCGAUAGUCAAAUAGGCGACUACAACAGCCUUGGCAUUCCGGAGGUUCCCUCGCGUCCAAAAAGUCCUCCAAAUCUACAGCAAGCGCCUCUCAGACCCGCUCCUCCUAACAGGCCCCCAUUGCCCAAAUCUCCGCAAGCGUCUCCGAAGCAUCAACCCCACCAUCACCAUCCAAAAGCAGGGGUCAUCAGCUUGGGCGCUGAAGUGCUAAUGGCGUCCAAGUUGCACCAAAAACCAGCCGUUCCUCCCGCGCCUCUGGUGCCAACUUCAGCUACAACGAAAACAACUCCUCCCGUUGAAGAAUAUGCCAGUUCUAGUCCGAUACUUGGCUCGCCAGCGCACGGGUCGUCGCUGGGCAAUACCCCUUCCCAGGACACUGGGGCAAUUUACGAAGAGAUAAAUGACGAUAUUGCCAUACCAGAGCCAAGAGGGCCACCGCCUCCUCCACCGCGCUGUGAUGUAUACGACCUGGACGUGAUCAGCAACAAUAAAUCCAACAAGUCAUCUCCUCCUGGGACCUCCGGUGGCAGCUCUGGUGCCAGCUCACCUCAAUCGUCCGUUCCAGCGUGCGCAUCCCAGGCACCACCCAAGACAAAUCCUCCUCCGUUGCCAGUGCGGCGCGGGGUGCCACCUCCGAUACCAAAUCGAAGCGGCGGGGCACCUCCACUCCCUGCCCGACCCAAUAAUCCUUAAACAGCCGAGCAGAAUAUCCAAAGUUUAUAUUUAAAACAACAAGCAGUCAAUAAUCAUCUAACUACAGAUUAGAAGGAAAAGUUUUACCUAUAACACUGUCAAAGGGUAUAAUCAUCAAUCACUACAACACGUUUAGAAAUAGAAACUUCUAGACCACUGUUACUGCAAGUAGGGAUGCUCAUCCAGAGCUGAUACUAAGCGAAAUUUCUUAACUGUGCAAUUACGUGUUGCAUUCAUCAAUGGUAGUUUAGUAUCAAAAAAGAUAUUUACUCAGCAAAACUUAUCACAUUCCACAGUCUAUAUUUGCAUGUAUAUUUUGUUAAAUGUUCAAACGUGAGUUAGCUGUAAUUGUACUGUAUAAUUAAGUAGGGCAGCUUAUCUUGUAUAUUUUGUGUAUUUAUUCAAAUUUAUUGGCAAGCUGAAAUAAAUGCUCAUGCUUUAAGUUUAUCAAACUGUUCAAACUCGAAUCGAUUCCUUAAACGAAAACCUAUUGUGAUUUAUUGGAAAUGUAUGUAAAUGUGAAUAAAUUAUAUCCAAAUAGUAAGUGUUAACAACAGGUUAGUUAUUAUUACCGUGCAAUUUUGAAACGAAACGCGUCACAGAAGAAGCAUGACAUUUUGUCCACUGAUAAAGUUUAUAAAAAGGGCCCAAUUUCCGGUACAGGACUAAGGUCCGAUAGAUAUAUUAUUAUGCCAAAACUUCAACGUAGUGCUUUGUGCUAUCUGCGGCAAUACUUGUCACUUUUAUAUUAUAAAAAAAAAUGUUUUUAUUUUAUGGUAAAUUCGACUUCCAAAUGUGAAUCCAAAGGAAUUGUAAAAAUGCUAAGAAGCACCUGAUGGAAGGCAUACAUUUGUAUAUGUGUGUGUAUACUUCUCUUCGUCGAACAAAAAAAAUACAUCAGGCAAUAAAAAACUAACAUUAUUUUGACUAUAAUAUCUGCAAAUGGAUAAAAAAAAUCUAAAUAUUUUAAGAUGUUUUCGCUCAUAUUCGUUCAUUUUAGCACGGUAAAAAUAAAAAUCACAAAUUAUUGUUGUUCGAUUGCUGUAACCAUACCUAACAAAAAGCAACACAAUACAAUAGCUAUUAUCGCGAUAUGAAUGAUGUUUUAUUAAAGUUCAUGAUCGCGAAAACAAAUGGUAAAAGAAAUACCUAUCUAGUGAAAUCAUUACAAUUAAAUUAUGCGCUCGUCGUGUCACCUUUAGGAGAAAAAAAUUAAGUAUUAUAUCAUUCGUUAUAGAAAACAGCAUAAAUAAAACAAAAUAUUCAAAACAGCA